Molecule: messenger RNA, 2111 nt
Organism: Paramormyrops kingsleyae
Lineage: Eukaryota; Metazoa; Chordata; Actinopteri; Osteoglossiformes; Mormyridae
Gene: cox4i2
Product: cytochrome c oxidase subunit 4I2
Biological process (GO): mitochondrial electron transport, cytochrome c to oxygen
Cellular component (GO): respiratory chain complex IV
Source: RefSeq, a predicted model, not a curated record
CCUUCUCCUCCUCCCCUCCAUGCCUCACUUGGCCAGAGUAACAGGCUGCCUCCGCCCAUAGCCUGAGAGCGAGACAGAGAAGCGGAGAAACGUGGUGAGAGCCCUCGAAGAAGGCCGGAGUUUCCCCUGCAAUUCUGACAGCCAAGUGCUCCACUUUGCAAUGCUGCGAAUGACGGCUUGGCGCCUCGGCGGCCUUUUGUCAAGACGUGCGACGGUGGCGGCGACCGGUGGUAGUGUGAGGAUGGCAUCCCAGGGGCAUCAUGUCUCCACACAAGCAGACAUGUCGCUGCCUAUGUACUGCGAUCGCAUGGACACCCCACUGCCAGAAAGACCGUAUCAGGACACCCUCAGCGCAGUGGAGAAGAGCCUGAAACAAAAGGAGAAGGGGCCUUGGACCCAGCUCUCCAAGGAAGAAAAACUUGCCCUCUACAGGCUGAUGUUCAGAAAGACCUACGCAGAGAUGAAGGUGCCGUCUAAUGAAUGGAAGACUGUCUUUGGUGGAAUCUUAUUUUUUAUCGGCAUUACGGGCCUGGUGGUCCUCUGGCAGCGAUAUAACGUGUUCCCUCCACGGCCUCACACGCUGGAAGAUGAGUGGAAGGCCCAGCAGUUAAAGCGGAUGAUUGACAUGAGGAUCAACCCCAUAGAAGGCUUAUCCGCCAAAUGGGACUACGACAAGGGCCAGUGGAAGUAGGGUUCGCGGUUUGGGGGGCGUUCUCUGAAUUCUGGCUAUGGCAGGAUUAAUUCUGCAUGGAGUGUAAUUAGUCCAUCCUCCUCUCUGUCAUGAAUGUAACUUGUCUGUCAAUUAGCACACACCUGACACACUUGAUCGCUCCUCAUGAAUGACAUGACUCCUUUUCCACACUGUCAAUUUGCCAUUAUAGCAUAAGCACAUUUUCAUUAACCUAAAAUCAAUCAUACUUCCUGUGAUUCUCUAUCUCCCAGCUGUUAAUUCAUAUUUACUUUACAUUUAACACAAAACACUGAAUUCUCCUUAUAUGGGUAUCAUUCUGUAUUUCACUGUAAUCUAUUAAACUUGAAGGCAAUCUAAAGGAAUGCAUCUUCAUAUCAGUCAAAGAUCAGGCAUUAUAUAUAUAUACAUAGAUAUUAUAUAAUGUUUUACUACAUUGGUAAGUAACAUAAGUAAGGAUGGAAAGUAAAGAUGAAGUACUGAAACAUUUGUUUUUUUGUUGGUUUUUUUUCCAAAUUCAAAAAAGGUUUUGGGUCAGUGAUCAUGUUCUAUCAACGCCUUUCAUUAAUUUAAUAGCUUUUAAUUUAAAAGUCAUUUUAUGUGUUUAAUUCACAAAUUCAUUUUACGGUAUUGCACUUCUAUUAGCGGUGCACAUAAGCAGCCAGGGGCAUAAAAUAUAAUUGGUUUGGAAUUAAUUGAUGCCGUUUGACAAGUAAAGACAGAGGAACUCCUUUUGUGAAGGACGGCAUCUCGAACCGUGGCAGUUAGUAAGGUUCCGAUGCCUCCCCAGUGAAGAAUGAACCAACCUUCUUUCAGCAGUCAUUCAUUUAAGGACAUUUUACUGAAAUUCUUGGUAACUUUUACUUUUGAAAAUGUAACUCCACCUUGAAAUGUCAGACCUAAUCUGAUUUCAUGUAACAAUGUUAUACACCUACACUUCAUAUUUAGCUGCUUAUAAUUAAGUAGGUCAAAUUAUGAUGUAAUAAAUUGAUUAAAAUUAAAUCUGCAUUGGAAGUAGCAUUUGUGAGACUCAUGCCCUUCAAUUACAUAAUUACAUGUCAUAAUUCAAAAACGUUUUUGUAGAGGAAAUAGCGUAAGAAGUAAACUGUUAUAAAAAUCACAGUCUAAAUAGCUUAUAUAAGUUAUAUAAAUAACAAUAAAAUUUAUUUCAAUCUACAAAUACAUAAACAUUUCCUAUGAGUCGUUUAUUUACAUGGUCCUUGCAUUGCAAUAUCUGCACAAACAACAGGCAGGUACCCAUGGCUGCUUGCACCCUCACAGCAGACUUGAAUGACAAGACCAUCUGUAUUUAGUGACAGUGUGUCACAAAAUACACUUCAUAUUUUCAGAAUAUAUGUGAAGUAUGAUGUGAAGUGAUGUGAUGAGAUGGCCAGAAAGAUGCUCAAUAAAGCAAAUUAUAGCA